This is a messenger RNA of Zymoseptoria tritici IPO323, 1601 nucleotides long. It is a transcript of the gene pp1, whose product is annotated as pp1, catalytic subunit of type 1 serine/threonine protein phosphatase. Gene Ontology annotation, cellular component: cytoplasm; nucleus. NCBI's taxonomy places the organism in Eukaryota, Fungi, Ascomycota, Dothideomycetes, Mycosphaerellales, Mycosphaerellaceae. Bases 634 to 1563 code for a protein of 309 amino acids. The record is from RefSeq and is a predicted model, not a curated record. Gene Ontology annotation, molecular function: protein serine/threonine phosphatase activity. The transcript is spliced from 6 exons.
AUCGAACAAGCACGAGACGUAGGCAAGACUCGCAAUUCCAGAGUAUUCCCAUAUUUCUCUUUUGAAAGUGAUUGUGGCCGAAACUUUCCUCUUCAGCGCUGCCUCCUUCUCCAUCGGCUCGCAACAACAUUCUUCACCUGGCACCGCGCGCCACCAACGAGUUUCAAAGCCACCAUCGAAGGUCCAUCAACUUGCAUCGAGCGUGCAAAACUGCUCACCGACCGAGUCCUGUCCACGUUUUCCAGAAAUACCGCUGAAAAACACAGCCGCCUUUGCACGCCAUAUCCAUCGCCUCGAGCGCACCUCCGCGCCCCCGAAUCGCCGGAUACCCUCGCGCCGAAAAUUGACCAACGCCUGUCAGUCCGCUCCAAAGGCGCCGUCGAUCGCGUCCGACCAGCACCAACUCACUGCAGUUUCCGAGCUCGACCUUAACGGCACAACUCGCACCUCAGCGCACGUCUUGGCCAUCGGUCUGGGAAGAGAGGGACAACCCCGUCUGUACGUUGAGCCUUUGCGCUCGUCUGUCACUCUCGUUCUUCAGGCGUAUAGCCAUUCUCGCGGAGCACACCCAAUUCCUGAUCGCGAGCACGCUCCGCUCGAUUCUCUCCUCCUACCCUUCACCCACCGCCGAUCAUGGCGGACCAAAACGACGUGGACCUCGAUUCCAUCAUCGACCGACUCCUCGAAGUCCGCGGCAGCCGGCCGGGAAAGCAGGUUCAGCUUCUUGAGACUGAAAUAAGAUACUUGUGCACCAAGGCUCGCGAGAUCUUCAUCUCCCAGCCCAUACUCCUCGAGCUCGAGGCGCCGAUCAAGAUUUGCGGCGAUAUCCACGGACAAUACUACGACUUGCUGCGCCUUUUCGAGUAUGGCGGCUUCCCACCAGAGGCCAACUACCUCUUCCUCGGCGACUACGUAGAUCGAGGCAAGCAAUCCCUCGAGACCAUCUGUCUGCUGCUGGCAUACAAGAUCAAGUACCCGGAAAAUUUCUUCAUCCUCCGCGGCAACCACGAGUGCGCUUCCAUCAAUCGCAUCUACGGCUUCUACGACGAGUGCAAGAGACGCUACAACAUCAAGCUGUGGAAGACAUUUACGGAUUGCUUCAACUGCCUGCCAAUUGCUGCGAUCAUUGACGAGAAGAUUUUCACCAUGCACGGUGGUCUCAGCCCGGAUCUCAACUCGAUGGAGCAAAUUCGUCGUGUCAUGCGUCCCACGGAUAUUCCCGACUGUGGUCUGCUCUGCGAUUUGCUCUGGUCGGAUCCCGACAAGGACAUCACCGGUUGGUCUGAAAACGAUCGCGGUGUCUCAUUCACGUUCGGCCCAGAUGUCGUGUCCCGCUUCCUGCAGAAACACGACAUGGAUCUCAUCUGUCGCGCACAUCAAGUUGUCGAGGACGGGUACGAAUUCUUCUCCAAGCGACAGCUCGUCACGUUGUUCUCUGCACCAAACUACUGCGGCGAGUUUGACAAUGCUGGUGCGAUGAUGAGCGUGGAUGAGUCUCUACUGUGCUCCUUCCAGAUCUUGAAGCCUGCAGAGAAGAAGCAGAACAGAUUCGGUCGUCGCUAAAAGGAUUCUGCGAACAUGUUUAGGAGAAUUUCCAAUAU